AUGUGCGAUGAUGUUGUUGUUUCAUUUGAAUCAUCAAAUGGUUCAAGCGUAUCUUUCGGCAUAUUUUUAUUUGGCGUAAUAUUAUCAUCCACGAAAAUUAUUAUUGGAUAUAAAUCAAAUCCCGAUGAUCCACUUGCUAAUGAUGUUGCACAACAUUGGAAAGAAAAUGAAAAGGCAGCAAUUGCAACAGCUCGAGAAUGGACUAGAAAUCAUGCUCAAGGCUAA
Molecule: messenger RNA, 225 nt
Organism: Entrophospora sp. SA101
Lineage: Eukaryota; Fungi; Glomeromycota; Glomeromycetes; Entrophosporales; Entrophosporaceae
Source: the annotation of a GenBank genome assembly